Fulvia fulva is the source of this 1008-nucleotide messenger RNA. RefSeq lists its product as uncharacterized. The transcript has a single exon. NCBI's taxonomy places the organism in Eukaryota, Fungi, Ascomycota, Dothideomycetes, Mycosphaerellales, Mycosphaerellaceae. Bases 1 to 1008 code for a protein of 335 amino acids. The record is from RefSeq and is a predicted model, not a curated record.
AUGUCUCGCAACGGCCCCUACCAAUGGAUCUGCCUCCGCGCCAUCAAACCACGCCCACAAACCCGAACACUAUCCACAGAAUACUCACCACCCGAAAACACACAAGACCCCUACCCAACACCAGAUGAACCAACAGCCAAAACCGCCGACUUCAAAUCCUACCUCCAAUCCCAAGACACAAUCCACCUCUCCACAACCAAACACCACCUCAGCGCCAUCCGCCACACCGCCCAAACCAUAAAAUCCUUCGCCUCCACCCUUCCCUCCGCCUCCCGCAUCGCCCUCCUCCAACAAACCGGCACACCCCCCUACACCACCUCCCCCUUCCGCGCCGCCUCCAACAACCCCACAAUCCCCACCGCCACACUCCUCGCCGAAAUCGCCAAACUGGACAACAACCUGACCGACCUUGAGAACACGCCUUACCCAAGCGAGACGGACUCGGCGGCGGUCAGGAAGGCGGAGAAGUUUAAGAAGAAGUUGUCGCUGUGGACGAAGCGGGAGAAGGAGGAGGAGUUGGAGCGGUUGAGGGCUGCGGAGGUUAGUCAUAGGACGAGGUUUAUGAGGAGUAUGGAGGGGUUGAAGCCGCAUGUUGAGGCGCUUAAUGAGGUGGGGAGGAGGAGGAGGAGGAGGAGGGGUGGGGCUGCAGCUGGUGGGGAUGGACAGGAUGAAGGUGGCCUGGAGGGGGUUGCGAGAAAGGUGCAGACUGUUGGGCUCGGGAGCGGGGCGACGGAGAUUGAGGAUGAGAGGGAGGAGGGUGGGAGGGUUCCGAAUCCGUUUGUUGGUGGUGUGAAGCAGAAGGAAAAGAAGGCGGUGACAGAUACCGUGAAGACAAAGCAGAGGAAGACAGCUACGGACACGGUGAAUACGAGCAAGGACACAACGCAGGCGAAGGAGACAGCGCCAACGACAGCGGCAGAUGCAGUGGAGGUGCCAAAGCCGAAGAAGAAAAUGACAUUGGCAGAAAUGCAAGCGUCGUUGAGCAAGCAGGUCUCGAAUUCAGACUGA